Messenger RNA from Propithecus coquereli (Coquerel's sifaka), 2871 nucleotides. RefSeq names its product solute carrier family 9, subfamily C (Na+-transporting carboxylic acid decarboxylase), member 1 (gene SLC9C1). Lineage: Eukaryota; Metazoa; Chordata; Mammalia; Primates; Indriidae. The coding region runs from base 1 to 2871 and encodes 956 amino acids. The transcript has 20 exons. Gene Ontology annotation, molecular function: monoatomic ion channel activity; sodium:proton antiporter activity. The record is from RefSeq and is a predicted model, not a curated record. Gene Ontology annotation, biological process: proton transmembrane transport. Gene Ontology annotation, cellular component: membrane.
AUGGACGCCGAUGCCAAGGGUAGUUCUAACCUCACCUUUCGUAACAAACAUCCUGGCUCAGGGGUGGAAUGGCUUUGGAGUUUCUUUUUGACUACUCCUGGGGACCUGCCUGAAAUCAUUUUCAUAUUGUCUUUGAUCUGCAUAAUUGGAGCAUUUUGGAACCUACACUUGAAAGACUUUCCAGUUCCUCUUUCUGUGAUAUUAUUUUUCAUUGGAUGCAGUUUUGAAACACUAAGUUUUACAUCUUACCAGAUCCAAAGAUAUGCAGAUGCCAUACAAGAGAUGAGUCCAGAAUUAUUUUUUAGACUAUUUACACCAGUAAUUUUCUUUAAUGUUGCAUUCGACAUGGAUGUAUACAUACUCCAAAAGUUAUUGUUGCAAAUUCUUUUAAUUACAGUUCCUGGCCUUUUAAUUAAUUAUUUCUUAAUUCUUUGGUAUCUGUCAUCUGUGAAUAAAUUACAUUUGAAGGAUACUCCAUGGCUAUUAUUUUCAGCUAUCCUUGUGAGUUCAGAUCCCAUGCUUACUGCGACUGCCAUAAGAGACCUUGGUCUUUCUAGAAGCCUCUCCAGUUUAAUUAUUGGAGAAAGUCUGAUGACCUCUGUUACUUCAUUAACGACGUUUAGUGGUAUCAUGGAUAUUAACAAAAAAAGACAAAGCAAGAUGAACCAUACCUUAGCUCAUGAUGUCAUCGGUGCAAUUUGGUCAUAUUUUAUAGCAAGUUUCUUCUUUGGAAUUCUGAGUGCAAAACUAAUCCAGUUGUGGAUGUCAAAUAUUUUUGAUCGUGAUGUCAAUCACAUAAGUUUCAUCUUUUCAAUGCUGUACUUCAUCUUUUAUAUUUGUAAAUUCUGGAAUUGUCUAUCAUUUGUUGCUUUUCUUAUGGUGUUUACUUUCGUUGGACUUUUCAUUCCUGCUCAUGUAUAUUUCUACGUAACAUUUUCUGAUAUAUAUUAUUCAAUAAGUAUCUACUUUACACUGAUUGUUUUCAGACUUCUGGUCUUUCUAUUAAUGAGCCCUAUUUUGUCUCAAGUUGGCCAUGGGUUCAACUGGCGCUGGGCAUUCAUAAUGGUCUGGAGUGAAGUGAAAGGGACUCCUAACAUAAACAUGGCCCUUCUGCUUGCCUACUCUGACCCUGCUCUUGGAUCUGAGAGGGAAAAAUCUCAGAUAUUAUUUCAUGGAUUGAGUGUAUGCUUAAUUUCCGUGAUUGUCAAUAGAUUUAUUUUGCCAAGGGCAGUUACUGAACUAGGUCUUCGUGAUGUCACAUCAACCAAAUAUAAGUCAGUUCAUUAUACAUUUCAACAUUUUCAAGAACUAACCAAAUCUUCAGCCUCUGCACUGAAAUUUGAUAAAGAUCUUGCUAAUGCUGAUUGGAACAUGGUUGAGAAAGCAAUUAUUCUUCAAAACCCAUAUACAUUGAACCAAGAAGAAACAACAGAGCAUCAGAAGGUGACAUGUCCAGACUGUAACAAAGAGAUAAAUGAGACCCUUAACACUGAAGCAAUGGAGCUUGCCAACAGGCGUCUCUUAUCAGCACAAAUAGCAAGCUACCAGAGACAAUACAGGAAUGAGAUUCUGACCCAGAGCGCAGUCCAGGUGUUGGUAGGUGCAGCAGGAAGUUUUGGUGAGAAGGGAGAAUGUAUAAGUAUUGAGACAUUAAAGAAAUAUUCUGAAAGCAAAAAAUUCCUUACCAUUAUUAGAAAAAUACUGCUCAAUUCGGUAUAUAAUACUAAAAAUGAAAAUGGGGUCCCAUCAGGGCAUUUCCUUUUUCGUGUAUGUCACAAAAUAGUAUUUACUGCUGAAUUUGAGUAUGUUGGAUACCUUGUGAUACUACUGAAUAUAUUUCCCAUUAUAAUCUUUUGGAUACCUGAUUUAGGUCAAAUCUAUGACCAAGAAUUAAGAUGUGCUAACUACAUUUUUCUUACAUUUUAUAUUCUAGAGGGCCUACUUAAGAUGACAGCAAUAAGGAAGGAUUUUUUCUUACAUACCUGGAACUUAUUUGAAUUACUAAUUACAUUAAUUGUCAUCAUAGAUAUAAUACUUGUUGAGAUAAAUGCCAUUAAUAAGAGUGUUGAUUUGAUUCAAACAUUGGUCUUUAUAAAAGUUGUUCAACUUCUUCGUUUACUACGCAUUUUGAAGCUCAUAACACCAAAGUUGCUACAAAUAAUAGAUAAAAGGAUGAGUCAUCAUCUGUCCUUUAGGUAUGCUAUACUAAAAGGAUAUGUCCAAGGUGAAUCAGAUGUACUGACUAUAAUUGAUCAGAUUGCAAACUCUAACCAGGUUAAACAGAUGUUAUUAAAGCGGGUAACAAAGAAUAUGGAACAUGCUAUGAAGGAGCUAGGCUACUUAGAGUGUGAUCACCCAGAAAUUGCUAUCACUAUGAAAACAAAAGAGGAGGUUAAUGUCAUGCUCAAUAUGGCUAAAGAAAUUAUUAAGGCUUUCAGGUUAAAAGGAAUUAUUCAUAAAGUUGAAGGUACUGAAAUUGAAAAGUUCAUCUUGACCAAAAAAAGACAAGUGCUUGAGUUUCAAUCUGUUAUCAAGCCUCUUACUGUUGAAGAAGUUCUGUAUCAUGUUCCAUGGCUAGAUAAAGAAAAAGACCAUAUAGACUUCAUUCAGGUAAUAUUUUUAUUUUCUAAUAUUAUCUUUAAUUUACCAACUAUGGUAUAUGUAUUUUUCUCUUUCUUUGUUCCUGAACAGCUGAAACAAUCAAAGCCAGGUUUUGGGAUUGAUCAAAUAUUGGAGUCGGAGGAGAAAGAUCAACCAACAAUUUACACAGACUAUGCACUCAGUGGGGAAAUAAUAGGAGAGAUAAACUGCUUAACUAAUGAACCUAUGAAAUAUUCUGCCACCUGCAAAACUGUGGUGGAGGUCAGAUAA